AUGAAAGGACUGAAGUCUGGUGCUCUAAUUGAUGCUAACGAUGACAUAGAAAGACGCUUACUUGAAUUCAAAGCCAGUUUCAGAGCACUAUUAGAUGACCGCAACUAUGCAUUUGUUGAUAGACAACAUAUAUGUGGAUUGAUUAGGAAAUUGAAUGACGUACGUGUUUAUGUCAUUCAUUAUAUUCAGUCGUAUUCUUCCAACAAUCUUACUGUGAGUCAAUCAAAGCUAGGCACCGUCACUCUAAAUGAUGUCAUAUAUUUGUCUUGGAAGCAUAUCUACUAUUAUAUCUUAUGCAGAUUGCUAAGAAUAUUAGCAACACUAAAGAGAAAGAAGAGAAGUUUGAACCUUUCAACACAGUACAAAAAGUGUUUUAAGGGAUUUAAAGUAUUGAUCAGCGAUAUAUUAAGUGCUCUAAAAGAAAUACUGUUAACAGUGCUUACGCUAGCUGAUCCUAAUGCCAUCUUCAGUCCAACUAUUAUUAAACAGCUACUGUCAAUAUUGAAUGUGGAAAGUCUACCCACGAAGACAACGAUAAGCGCCAGUGCAAGGAUAUCCCUCCCUAUUAUCCAAUCUGUAAACCAAUUAUUACUUCAUAUUGGCGAUACACAAGUAAAGUCAUCAUUUAUCCUUGGAAAAUCUUUAGGUUUUGAUAUUCCAAACACUUAUUACUUAUCAAGUCUGAUAACGCCAUAUGAAGGUACAUGCCGUCAAAAAAUUGCUGACUACUUUUGGGAAACCAAAAUGUAUGAUAAUUUUAUUAUUAAAUUAAUUGAGUCAAUGAUUGUUCCGACUAGAAAUACUCGUCCUACACAAAUAAUGUUUUUAGAGUAUUUUAAAAGAUAUACGCGCUCUUCGUUUGCAACAUUUAUUAAUUAUUGCAUCAAAAUAAUCAACAAAGGCGAUAUCGAACAAAGUAUGUCUCUUGAAACAGAAGGGAUUUUACAAUUUUUUCAAAAUCCAAGCCAAAUCCUCGACCAGGCGCUCUUGAUGAUUUACUUCUUCCAUAUUUGCCCAUUAUUGGCUUCUCAUGGUAAUUUCGAGUAUGAAUAUGACAAUAUCAAGAAACUAAGUUACAAAAAUCUUGAUGAUAGACAUAAAGCUAUCCUUCAACUAAUAUUUGAGAUUCUAGAAAGCCAUGUGCUCACCCAAAUGCCAAACAAUGAAGAUUUACAGAUAAGUGACUUAGUAUUACUGAGGCUUAUUCUGGUAUGGAUAAAAACUAACCGGCCAAUAUUAUUUUUUGCACAUAGACGCCGACCGUUUAUACAUCAAAUGGCAUCAAUACAACAAAAAUAUGCUGUUCAAUAUCAAAUAUCAAAUGCCAACAAAAUAAUUCAUCGACCUAAAAGACUUUAUUUAUUCAAGGAGGACAUCGACUACAGAGGACUGAUAUGUUUUGGCUCAGAACUCACUGACUUCAAUGAUGAACUAAUUCAGAGUUGUGAGGAUGUUGCAGAUAGGAUUAUGGGUUUUGUUGAUCAACAGGACAAACUAUCCGAGGAAGAUGAAUUAAAACUUCGAUACCUAGCUAUCUGCUCAUCGAUAAAUAAGUUUAAUGGACAGACAACAAACACAAUAAGUUAA
Nakaseomyces glabratus is the source of this 1587-nucleotide messenger RNA. It is a transcript of the gene EST1, whose product is annotated as Est1p. The record is from RefSeq and is a predicted model, not a curated record. NCBI's taxonomy places the organism in Eukaryota, Fungi, Ascomycota, Saccharomycetes, Saccharomycetales, Saccharomycetaceae. Gene Ontology annotation, molecular function: protein binding.